AAUUCUUCCUUUCUUUUGUUUGACGGUCGUUCACUCCGCUCCACUCGCUCUCGAGUCUCGUUGAUUUGGCCGAUGUUUGGCCUAGUUGCUAAGUUUAUUAGAAUUUAGUUUCAAUUUUCGUAAAUGUAGUGAUAAUUCUUUGUUUUAACAUCACAGUGACAUUAUUAUGUGAUACUUAAAAUGCCUGGUAUAAGGAAAUAUCGACGCGAUACCAGCGAAGUUAGCUGUUGUUUGAAAUAUGUUAUUUUUGGUGUAAAUGUUUUGUUCUGGUUUCUGGGGCUGAUCGUGCUAGCGAUUGGAAUCUGGGCAUGGACUGAAAAGGACACAUUCAACAAUUUGUCGAGGCUCACCAACAUUGCAUUGGAUCCAGCGUUUAUAUUAAUAUGUGUGGGGACAAUUACGUUUAUAAUCGGGUUCACGGGUUGCGUGGGCGCACUCCGUGAGAACACGUGCCUCCUAGCAUGCUAUGCUGUUUUCCUUGCCCUGCUGCUAUUGGCGGAGAUGACGACGGGAAUUCUCUUUUUCGUCUUCAAAGAUUGGAUAAAGCAACAAGCGACAACUGGCUUCCAAACAUUCAUCACACAUUAUAGAGAAGAUCCCGAUCAACAGAACCUUAUUGAUUGGAUACAAGAAGACUGGCUACAAUGCUGUGGCGUAGAGGGUCCUCGGGAUUGGGACCGUAACGCGUACUUCAACUGUUCGAGCGGGGCCGUCGGCUCGCGCGAAGCUUGCGGCGUUCCCUUCAGCUGCUGCAGGAACAAGCCACAGGAUAUCAUCAGGAACAAACAGUGCGGUUACGAUGUUAGGAAACCUACUUAUCAACUGAGUUCCCGCGUGAUACACGAGCGUGGCUGCAUGGCUGCCGGCGAGGACUACCUGCAGCGACACAUCGUGCCCGUCGCCCUCGUCGUCAUCGGACCCUUAGCGCUUAAGAAUUAUGAUAGAACAAAGAUAAUAUAUGACAAGGGCUGUUUAGAGGCCGCCGAGGAGUGGUUCGACCACAACCUGUUGAUAGUUGCCACGUCCGCUGUUUGUACCGCUUUUGCACAAAUUCUAGGCAUCUGCUUUGCGCAGAAUCUGCGCGCGGACAUCUUCGCGCAGAAGGCGAAGUGGCACUGACAAUCAGCGUCUCCUGCCGCCGUGUGACGCCCUCGUCCGCGACGCCGCCCCAAGCACGUCUACGCCAUAGCACACUAACACACACACUAAGGUUUGUUUUGUAAUAUUUACUGACUUUUUAGCACAAUCGGAAGAGUUAUAAAGCAGUAAUUUUGAAAAGAAUUGGGAAUGUUUCGACUGACAUAGAGCUACAAAGAUGACGUACCUAAUUCGACCAUGAAAAUAUCAGUUUGGAUAAGUUUCUUGUAGAUUAAAGAUCGCUAAGGUUUAAUUUUUCCACGAAGCGAAAGAGGAAAUCAACCACAUUUCUUGAUGGUCAAUUGUAACUCACAAACACUGAUAAACUACAAAAAUUGAAAUUAUGUGACGUUUAGUUUUCUUUCAAUUCGUGGAGCUAGCGUUGUCUAUGUACUCUAUUGUCCUGUCCAUGACAAUAUAAAGUUUAUACAAUCACUCAAAAUGAAACUAUUGUAUAUCCUCAUUGUCGGUCGAAAAACAUCCGUUCCACCUCUUUUCCAUUGUUGCUAAAAAGUAAAUAUUUGAUUGUUCCGCACAUGUCUAUGUAAAAUAAUUAACGGAAAUAUAACACAUGCAUUUGUUUGCAUAAUAGUUUAAUGUUUGUCGUGCAGAUUAUUUAUAUACACCACAAGUGCUCAUCUUACUGUCCCUAGGCUUUCUGAGGAUAACUUUCAAAUCUAUUGUAACACAGAGAAGUGAGUCAAUGGAGGUCUAAC
This is a messenger RNA of Helicoverpa armigera (cotton bollworm), 1853 nucleotides long. It is a transcript of the gene Tsp26A, whose product is annotated as tetraspanin-5. The record is from RefSeq and is a predicted model, not a curated record. Bases 181 to 1119 code for a protein of 312 amino acids. The transcript is spliced from 9 exons. Gene Ontology annotation, cellular component: plasma membrane. Lineage: Eukaryota; Metazoa; Arthropoda; Insecta; Lepidoptera; Noctuidae.